UAUAAGCACUGAAGACCCAAUAAUAAUUCAAGCUUCUUCUUCUCGCUAUCACUAGGUAGACUGUUUACCCGUUUCCAGGGUUUUAACGUCGGCUUCAAUGGUGGCUUUUCCCACUUCCCUUGGACAACUUGGUCUUCGUCUCCUUCAAACUGUAUCAUUCCAUGGCCUGCGGGUUCAAGGUAUUCGCGUGGGGAACACAGAGAUCCCUAACAACAAGCGCCUUGCAAUUGCGCUCCAGAACAUCCAUGGAAUUGGUCCCUCUAAGGCUCGUCAGAUCCUUGGUGUGCUUGGGAUGGAGAACAAACUUGCAAAGGACUUAACUGGAAAAGAAAUAAUGGAUCUUCGUGAGGAAGUUAAUCGAUAUGAGCAUGGAGAAGAAAUGAGGCGACAUGUGAAUGCUGAAAUACAGAGAUUGGUAGACAUUCAGUGCUAUAGAGGAAUUAGACACACUCAAGGAUUGCCUUGCAGAGGACAACGCACAAAAACUAAUGCCCGGACGUUGAAGGGUAAGGCAUUAGCAAUUGCUGGAAAGAAGAAAGCCUCUCGCAGAUGACCUAAUUAAUAAUUUAUUUCUAGACUCUGCUAUAAGCCCAUAACUGAUUUGUAGUUAUAACUCAUGUUUCACUCAACUAAUGCAAUGUCUUUUGCUAUGGUUUUUAUCUUUGAUUAAAGAGCACAAGCAAUUUUGUGUUGUUGUCUCUUAAA
This is a messenger RNA of Carica papaya (papaya), 705 nucleotides long. RefSeq names its product Ribosomal protein S13/S18 family. Gene Ontology annotation, molecular function: structural constituent of ribosome; RNA binding. Gene Ontology annotation, biological process: translation. Lineage: Eukaryota; Viridiplantae; Streptophyta; Magnoliopsida; Brassicales; Caricaceae. The record is from RefSeq and is a predicted model, not a curated record. Gene Ontology annotation, cellular component: ribosome; mitochondrion; small ribosomal subunit.